UGCCGCUGCUGCGGCUCUUGCUGCACCUAUGAGUGUCCACGUAAAUAAAUAGCCGCGGCUGAUUAUGCCGAGUUAAAGAGCAUCUGACUUGCCCUGUCCAAUGAUGGCACUCGAUGUUCUACCCGUGGAGGACUUCCCGCGUAAAGUGAUACCCAGAGGUGACCCCUGCAUGUGCAACGCCAAGUGCCGGAAUCGCAGCAGCAGCAGCAGCGUCGUCUUCCUGGGAUUAUUCAUGCUGUCACUUUCCCUCCACGCUGUCACCCUGGUCUGCUACUUGGACCUGCGCUCCGAGGUCAAGAGGGAACUAAUCCACCAGAAGCGGGACUCCAUGUUGACACUUGUGGGGAGUGACUUGGCCAAUCCGGCGUCUGCGGCACUCCCGCCCGGCCCCCCGCGGCUCGACCCCGGCAGCAGCCGCGGCGCAGAUGAUCCCGAGGAGAGCUCACAGCGUAGAAAUAGAGACAUCCUUGCCACAGAAGAUAACAGGGGCAUAACUCAGAGGGCGAAAAGAAGUCCCGGCAAGCAGCCAGAAAUAGAAUCGACAGGAAAAGAGAAAAGGAAAGAAAGGAAAAAAGGGAAGAAACGAAUAAUACCAGGCCCCCCUGGUCCUCCAGGACCCCCGGGCCCACAAGGCCCACCGGGCAUCCCUGGAAUCCCUGGUAUCCCAGGAAGCAAUGCCGUGGGUCCCGCAGGACCGCCCGGCCCCCCCGGGCCACAGGGGCCUCCAGGCAUUCAAGGCCCAACAGGGGUUCCUGAUAGGACCAAAACAAAAGAAUUCCAGCCUGCAGUAGUCCAUUUGCAAGGGCAGGAAACAACCAUCCAAGUGAGAGAAGAUCUUUCUGAAGGCAUCCUCAGGAACUGGAAGAUGGUGUCCAUCCAUCACCGUGUGUUUAAAAUGCACUCUCGUUCAGGGGAGCUAGAGGUGCUUUUGGAUGGUGUCUACUUCAUAUAUAGUCAGGUAGAAGUGUACUACCUCAACUUCACAGACAUCGCCAGCUACGAGGUGAUGGUGGAUUCCAACCCCUUCCUCCGCUGCACCUGCAGCAUCGAGACAGGCCAGCGCAAGUUCAACACCUGCUACACAGCUGGGGUGAGCCUGCUGCGUGCUGGCCAGAGGAUCUCCAUUCGUAUAGUCUAUGAGGACACGCUCAUCAGUAUGACCAACCACACCACUUUCCUGGGAAGCGUCAGACUCGGAGAGGCUCCAUCUGCUGGACAGAAUUGAUCACUACACAUGUCUGCCCUCUCAUCACCAGUGCGUCAUGCUGACAUGGAUUUGCUGAGCUAAUAAGAUCUGUGCCGAGAAGCUUCCAGCAUUACCCUGUGAGAUCCUGCUAGGACUACAAGUACAAUGAAACACGAUGCAGUGAUAAAGUUGGAGACAAUAUCUCCCUACAAGGACAACAUGGACUGUAAUCCUUGUGCUUCCACUGAUUAAGAAGUGCUAUUAACCUUGAUGAGCUGAAUGUCUGUUUGCCCAUCAAGUAAAUGUCAUUAUUAGUGUCACCAGCAUCUCUCCAUCGUUAUAACAAGAAAGGAUACUGUACACACAGGUACUUCAUGUAACAUUUAAAUGCUGCCAAAAGAUCAUUUUUUGUAUCGCCCAGAAAAAAAAGCGACUCCAAAUUGUGGUAUUUGCGUUUUUUAGACUUAAUUUAACUUUAUAAGUAGCUACAGUUGUGUGGUUUUCAUAAGAGCCUCUAGAGUUACAAAAACUAUUGAGGAAAUCCAUUCAAAUGGAGUUCUAAGGUAUUUACAGAGCAACAGCGCUAUACGUAUAUUUUGCACACAUUUUGCACUACAGCAUCCCUGCAGAAUAUCAGUGAUAUGUUUUGUGACAGUGCUAUUGUCAAGUUACCGUAUGAAUGCAUACAUGAAAAAUGAUUGUUGUUUAUACGUCUGUGUACAUAUUGUAUAUAAAAUGGGAUAUACUUUUGUAAAUGAAGUUGAC
Dunckerocampus dactyliophorus (ringed pipefish) is the source of this 1951-nucleotide messenger RNA. RefSeq names its product ectodysplasin A (gene eda). Gene Ontology annotation, molecular function: tumor necrosis factor receptor binding; death receptor binding; death receptor agonist activity. The record is from RefSeq and is a predicted model, not a curated record. NCBI's taxonomy places the organism in Eukaryota, Metazoa, Chordata, Actinopteri, Syngnathiformes, Syngnathidae. Gene Ontology annotation, biological process: animal organ development; immune response. The transcript has 8 exons. Gene Ontology annotation, cellular component: membrane. Bases 101 to 1225 code for a protein of 374 amino acids.